AUGAGCAGAAGCUUGGGCAUACCGGUCAAGCUACUCCACGAGGCCUCCGGCCACAUCGUGACGGUUGAGCUGAAAAGCGGCGAGCUUUACAGAGGGAGCAUGGUGGAGUGCGAAGACAACUGGAAUUGCCAGCUCGAGAGUAUUACUUACACCGCUAAGGAUGGCAAGGUUUCACAGCUUGAGCAUGUUUUCAUCAGAGGCAGCAAAGUCAGGUUUAUGGUCAUACCAGAUAUGCUAAAGAAUGCUCCUAUGUUCAAGCGUCUAGAUGCUAGAAUCAAGGGAAAGAGUGCAUCACUUGGAGUCGGAAGAGGAAGAUCUGUCGCCAUGCGAGCUAAAGCUCAGGCUGCUGCUGGUGGCCGUGGAGGACCUGGGAGGGGCGUUGUACCGCCUGUUAGGAGAUAA
Linum trigynum is the source of this 402-nucleotide messenger RNA. The record is from the annotation of a GenBank genome assembly. Lineage: Eukaryota; Viridiplantae; Streptophyta; Magnoliopsida; Malpighiales; Linaceae.